AUGGAAUGCUUGGAGCAUGAAGAUGCCCUCCCUGCGCGUCGUCCCAAUCGUGCCAGUCAGCGCCGUGGCGGCGACAAUGGGACCAUCCCUACCAACGGGUCCCUGGCAGAGUUUGAUGACAUGUCUUCAGGCGUGGGCACAGCAAGGGUAUCAGCGCGCCUCUUCGACUCCUCGCUAUUCUCUUUUGAGGAGCCCUGGGCCUGCUCGAUACCCAGAGAUCCGUGUAUGAGCCGAGAGAGCACAAGUGCAAGCAUCAGCUCCAGAUCCAAUACCAGCUCCAACUCCAGCCGCAGCCACCCGGCCUGUCUCCCUUUCUUUCUCAAUAAUCCGACGAUCUUGUCCCCAGAUCGACUCGACUUGUUCUCUUGCUACUACGAGGACGAAGAUACCAGGACCGAAGAUUCCGACACACUAUCUUUCUGCGAGCUUGACAAAGACGCCGGCACUAAUACCAUUCUCCUAUAUCCCUAUCCCAAGCGACCUUGCAACACCUCUACGUCCUGGCCCUCUGCCAACGGGACUUUUUUCCUUCCGGCCUCAUCGGCCUCGAGCAUCGCAUCGGAUUAUCGAGAGCUAUCGAAACUUGAAGACAUCAGCAACCAUAGUUCGCCGAGCUGGCCAGCGCAAAGCACAAUGCCGUCCAAGACGCUAGCCGAGAGCCUCGAUCAGAGCGACGUUUUCGUCAGCAACACGUAUACCGCCGGCCACGUCGCAGCCAACGUGAGCAACAGCAGCAACCACUGGCGGCCCAAGUCGGCGCGCAGUGCUCGGAGUAGUGGCAGGUCACCCAGCCCGUUGAUAUUCGGUCGGCUCGCAGGACGUGGGAAACUGCAGAAAGCGGGCGCCACGACGUCGCUGUCGACCGAAAGCUGCGCCCCUACCGACGCCAACACUGAUAGCAUGGUGACGGACGACCAGAGCAGCUUCGAGAACAACAAGAGGCGGUCGCAGUCUGGUGCCUCACCGGCGCCGACGCUGACCAGGGAGGAGUUCGAGGCGCUGCCUGUGGCCAUCCAGAGGAAGUACUUCUCCACGCUUGAACGCCUUCGGUUUGCUCAGAGCUCUGGCAUGGUGGAGGGUAUAUAUCACCACUACGACGACAUCUCUCACCAGAACGUGAAGCGCCGCAGGCCUCGCCAAGACAGGAGCUCUUCGGAAUACUUGGCCGGCCGGAUCAGGAGACGAUCUUUGCGUGGGCCCCGGUCGCCCGUCGCCGAUGCUCAGUGGCACUCAAACUUGUCAGAUAAGAGCAGAAAGCGGCAGUUCACUCGCGAAGAGCAAGUCCUGCUGGCGAAAAACCUUCGUGCCAGUGUCAUCCUGGAUGCUGCUGACGAGGCUAUUUAUAAGAUUGGUCGACGAGCUUGCAAGACCUCAGCCACAGACCUUCACCUCCAAGCCCCGGCCCUGUCCACCCAACCCAGCAUGGAAUCUAUGAAGAGCGGCAAGCAGCAUGCCGAGAAGUCCAACCGGGAGAGCUCGGUCCCCGACUCAUUUUAUGACAGCUUCCGUUGGCUUGAUGAGGAAGAUGACUUGGACCUGCGUCUGUUCCUCGACGAUUAUCAUGCCAACCUCAGGCAAGAUCUGCCAGAGCCUACUCAAGAGAUGCGGCCAUCCUUCCGCCGCCAUCUUUCCAUCUCCAAGAUCCCCUUUGGACGCGCUUCGGUAUCAUCUAGUCGACCGGCAACAAAAGACGCGAGCGCUCCUGCCUCCCCUGCCGUCAACUCGGCAUCACCCGUGGCCGGUGUGCACGGGCGACGCAGGUCCCGAGCCCUAUCACUAAUCUCACCCAAGCACGCCCCGUCGGCGUCUCUCUCCUCGAUCGAUCCUUACGCUGCACAUUACCAGGACCCCGAGGCACGGCUCAAGUUGCGCGUCUAUCUCGCCUCGCCGCAGAAGUUUGACGAGGCUAUCGAGUUUGGCUUCCCCUCGACCGAGGCAAUCUCCCCCGCGCCUCAGGUCAAGGAUGGCAUGAGGUCGCCUGGAAACUACAGAUCUCGGCACAAGUCCGUGGGCUCGGAGCACAUGCGGACCUUUCUGGCCGACGAAGAUGAGGAUGACAGGAUCGAUGACGAUGAGGCAUCUGCGCCAGAUCCCGAAUCCCCCAAGACGCCGCAGCAGGCGGACAAGCCUACCAUUCGCCCCGUCCCGCAACCCAUCGACACUGUGUUCACGCACAAGCCUUCGGAGAGCUACGCUCAGGCACCAGCAAACUCGCGAGAGAUGACCCUGCGCAUGACUCUGACCCGCCCUGACUUGCGUGCAGAUGAAGACCAGAUCUAUGGGUGGCAACAGCAGCUUCAGGCGCGCCGCCGAUCACAGACCUCUCCGUUCCAGGAGGAUGGUCCACCGCCGCCUGCUUCCUAUAUCGGCGAAGAACGGUCCAAGGAGAGCAUAGAGAGGAUGCUGGCUGGCAUCGACCACUGGGGACCCGAGCCUUCCGACCGAGGCGUCAUGAAGCGCUUCUGGAAUCGCGUUCGCCGGUCUUAG
This is a messenger RNA of Thyridium curvatum, 2487 nucleotides long. RefSeq lists its product as uncharacterized. The coding region runs from base 1 to 2487 and encodes 828 amino acids. The record is from RefSeq and is a predicted model, not a curated record. The transcript is spliced from 2 exons. Lineage: Eukaryota; Fungi; Ascomycota; Sordariomycetes; Thyridiales; Thyridiaceae.